AGAUCCGCCACGGACACAAAACUCCGAGGACGCACCACGCUCCCCGCACCUCUCAGCUCCUUUCAGCGAGACCAGAGGAGAGACACGGCCGAAAAACACGCACCAUCCACCGGCCACACACUUCCAGAGCUGUCGGUACAAGAAAACUCAACGUAAAGGUCAAUCAUGUCGGCCAAAGCCAUCUCCGAGCAGACAGGAAAGGAGUUUCUGUAUAAAUACAUCUGCACCUCGGCCGCCAUCCAGAACAGGUUUCGCUUCGCCCAGGUUACUGCGGAAACAGACUUUGAUCAACUGGCACAGGACCACCCAUGGCUUCUGACAGAGAAACUGGUGGUGAAGCCGGACCAGCUGAUCAAGAGGAGGGGGAAGCUGGGGCUGGUGGGUGUAAACCUGGACCUGAACGGCGUCAAAGAUUGGCUCAAGUCCCGACUCCAGAAAGAAACAACUGUUGGGAAAGCCAAAGGAAUUCUCAAGAACUUUCUCAUCGAGCCAUUUGUCCCUCAUAAGCAGGAGGAGGAGUUCUACGUUUGUAUCUAUGCCACUCGUGAGGGAGACUACGUGCUGUUCCAUCACGAGGGCGGGGUGGAUGUGGGGGACGUGGACGCCAAGGCCCAGAAACUGCUGAUUGGAGUCGAUGAGAAAAUCAGUGAAGAGUCGGUGAAAAAGGCUCUUCUGAAACACGCUGCCAAAGACAAGAAAGAUAUCUUGGCCAGCUUCAUUGUUGGACUCUUUAACCUGUAUGAGGACCUGUUCUUCACUUACCUCGAGAUCAAUCCACUGGUGGUGACUAAAGAUGGCGUGUAUGUGCUGGACAUGGCAGCAAAGAUCGAUGCCACGGCCGACUACAUCUGUAAGGCCAAAUGGGGCGAUGUUGAGUUCCCCCCUCCCUUUGGUAGAGAGGCCUAUCCCGAGGAGGCGUACAUCGCUGAUCUGGAUGCAAAGAGCGGAGCCAGUCUCAAACUCACUUUACUCAACCCCAAAGGACGAAUCUGGACCAUGGUGGCUGGGGGAGGAGCCUCAGUGGUCUACAGUGACACCAUCUGUGACCUGGGAGGAGUGGAUGAACUCGCAAAUUAUGGAGAAUAUUCAGGAGCUCCGAGUGAACAGCAAACCUAUGACUACGCCAAAACUAUCCUCUCCCUCAUGACCAGGGAGAAGCACAAAGAUGGUAAAGUUUUGAUCAUUGGGGGGAGCAUUGCCAACUUCACUAACGUUGCAGCAACAUUCAAGGGGAUUGUGAGAGCUAUAAAAGACUUCCAGCAGCAGCUAAUGGAGCACGAGGUCCAGAUCUUUGUGCGACGUGGAGGUCCCAACUACCAGGAGGGUCUCAGGGUGAUGGGAGAAGUCGGAAAAACCACAGGGAUCCCCAUUCAUGUGUUUGGCACAGAGACCCACAUGACGGCUAUCGUCGGCAUGGCGCUGGGGCACCGACCAAUCCCAAACCUGCCCCCGGUUGCCGCCCACACCGCCAACUUUCUCCUCAACACCAGCGGGGCCUCAUCGACCCCAGCAUCAAGCAGAACCGCAUCUUUUUCUGAAAACAAAGCCAAAGGAGUGGAGGGACCUUCAGCUGUUAAGUCUAAAACAGCGGGGCCUGUAGCUAAAGCAACGACCCUGUUCUCCAAACAGACCAAGUCGAUAGUGUGGGGGAUGCAGACCAGAGCUGUACAGGGUAUGAUGGACUUUGACUACGUCUGCUCCAGGACUGAACCCUCGGUCGCAGCCAUGGUCUACCCUUUCACCGGUGACCACAAGCAGAAGUUUUACUGGGGUCAUAAGGAGAUCCUGGUGCCCGUGUACAAAAACAUGAGUGACGCCAUGAAGAAGCAUCCCGAUGUGGACGUCCUGAUCAACUUUGCCUCUCUGAGAUCAGCCUUCGACAGCACCAUAGAAACCAUGCAGUAUCCACAGAUUCGCACCAUUGCCAUAAUUGCUGAGGGAAUCCCUGAGGCUCACACAAGGAAGAUCAUCAAAACUGCAGACGAGAAGGGUGUCACCAUCAUUGGACCAGCCACUGUUGGAGGUAUUAAGCCAGGCUGUUUUAAGAUUGGGAACACAGGGGGAAUGCUGGACAAUAUCCUGGCAUCUAAACUGUACCGUCCUGGGAGCGUGGCAUACGUGUCAAGGUCCGGUGGCAUGUCCAACGAACUCAACAACAUCAUCUCCAGAACAACGGACGGCGUGUUUGAGGGGGUCGCCAUUGGGGGUGACAGAUACCCUGGUUCUGUUUUCACUGACCAUGUGCUGAGAUACCAAGACACUCCAGGAGUCAAAAUGAUUGUGGUACUGGGAGAGAUUGGAGGAACAGAGGAGUACAAGAUUUGCCAGGCUAUAAAAGAGGGCAGGAUCACAAAGCCAGUGGUCUGUUGGUGUAUUGGAACCUGCGCCACUAUGUUUGCCUCUGAGGUCCAGUUUGGCCAUGCAGGUGCCUGUGCCAACCAGGCCUCUGAAACUGCAGUAGCAAAGAACACGGCUUUGAAAGAGGCUGGAGCGUUUGUACCUACAAGCUUUGAUGAACUGGGAGAGGUCAUCAAAUCUGUGUAUGACGACCUCGUAGCCAAAGGAGUGAUCUUACCUGCUGAAGAGAUGCCUCCUCCCACAGUGCCAAUGGACUACUCUUGGGCCAGAGAGUUGGGUCUGAUUCGUAAGCCUGCGUCCUUUAUGACUAGUAUCUGUGACGAGAGAGGCCAGGAGCUGAUCUAUGCCGGGAUGCCCAUCACUGAAGUCUUCAAGUCUGAGAUCGGACUUGGAGGAACACUGGGUCUGCUGUGGUUCCAGAGAAGGUUGCCGAGAUACGCCUGUCAGUUCAUCGAGAUGUGCCUGAUGGUGACUGCAGACCACGGACCUGCUGUCUCUGGAGCUCACAACACAAUCGUCUGUGCUCGGGCUGGAAAAGACCUGAUCUCCAGUCUCACCUCCGGGCUCCUCACCAUUGGAGAUCGUUUUGGAGGUGCCCUGGACGCUGCAGCCAAACAGUUCAGUAAAGCUUUCGACAGCGGCAUGUUACCGAUGGAGUUUGUGAACAAGAUGAAGAAGGACGGAAAGCUAAUUAUGGGCAUUGGACACAGAGUGAAGUCGAUUAAUAAUCCUGAUAUGAGGGUCCAGAUCUUGAAGGAUUUUGUGAAGCAGAACUUUCCCUCGACACAGCUCCUGGAUUACGCUCUCGACGUGGAGAAGAUCACUACGUCCAAGAAACCCAACCUCAUCCUGAAUGUAGAUGGCUUCAUUGGUGUGGCUUUUGUGGACUUGCUCCGGACGUGUGGAGGAUUCACAAGGGAUGAAGCCGAUGAGUUUGUGGAAAUUGGUGCUCUGAAUGGCAUUUUUGUCCUUGGACGCAGCAUGGGCUUCAUUGGGCACUACUUGGACCAGAAGAGGCUGAGGCAGGGCUUGUAUCGCCACCCAUGGGACGACAUCUCAUACGUGCUGCCUGAACACAUGUCCAUGUAAAACCCCCAAUGUCAAUGACCGCAUCUGCCCAAACUGCUACUGUGAAGAACCAUAGACUGUGUGAAGAAUCAAGAAAAUAUAAUUGUUAUUUUAUUAAUGUGUAAAUAUAUAUAAAAAAGAGGAAGAAUAAUUCAUAGUGUAGAAAUGUUUAUUUUGGUUACAUGAUUUUAAGUAAUUGUAUAAAUGCAUGAAGUUGACCGCCACCACAGUCACCCAUAAAGUUGGAAUAUUUUCAGACAUAUUCCUUGUUUAUUUUCCAGAUAUUAAUAAACAGUAAUAUUAGUUUUGACCAGAUGCUUAUAACGUUUACAUGCUGCUAAAAAAAGAGUAAUAUUCUAUCAUUAAAGGGGAACAGUGUUUGUGAGUAUGUCUAUCUUGUGAAUAUUGUCUAAGUCUAUUUGUCUAUACCUCAAACUCUGUAUUUCUCUUUGUUGUGCCAUUUGAAGUUCUUUGUUCAUCAAACAUUAUAGUAUCAUAACAAGAUAUAGUGUUUAUUUAUGUAUAGAUUAUAUUAUUAAAAAUGAAAAUAUACAAUAUGGUACAAAAAUAUAGACCUAUUAUAAUGUACCACAAAUGGAAUUGAAAUUAUAUCUGUAAUGUUUAUAACAUGGGUAAAUUGGUGUCAAGUUUACUGUGGCCUUUUUUUGUGGAGAAUUUUAAUUAGCCAUUCUGUGUGUAACUGUGCAUAAACUUGACAUAUGUAGUAUUGACCAAAAUGCUGUUAUUUCAUUCAAAUGUCAUGUAAAAGAUGGGGCAUUAUUUGUAACAGUGCAAUUUAAUUUAACCUGGAUUAUUGUUGGUACCUUGUUUUAACCAUGUAAACUCUAUGUGCCUAUGUACUAAUUGAUAAGGGAAGCUAAAUGUCACUCGUAUGUGCAUAACUGGAUAAAAUAAAUAAAUCUGACCAACAUUGCU
Molecule: messenger RNA, 4362 nt
Organism: Boleophthalmus pectinirostris (great blue-spotted mudskipper)
Lineage: Eukaryota; Metazoa; Chordata; Actinopteri; Gobiiformes; Gobiidae
Gene: aclya
Product: ATP citrate lyase a
Exons: 28
Coding region: 166-3447 (1093 amino acids)
Biological process (GO): acetyl-CoA biosynthetic process; tricarboxylic acid cycle; fatty acid biosynthetic process
Cellular component (GO): cytosol
Molecular function (GO): ATP citrate synthase activity
Source: RefSeq, a predicted model, not a curated record